Phialemonium atrogriseum is the source of this 1294-nucleotide messenger RNA. RefSeq names its product alpha/beta-hydrolase. The transcript is spliced from 2 exons. Lineage: Eukaryota; Fungi; Ascomycota; Sordariomycetes; Cephalothecales; Cephalothecaceae. The record is from RefSeq and is a predicted model, not a curated record. The coding region runs from base 190 to 1092 and encodes 300 amino acids. Gene Ontology annotation, molecular function: arylformamidase activity; lipase activity.
UUGGCCCGAAUGUUACGGGCCCGCAAUUGCAUAUUAAAGGUCCCGGAGUAGAGCGGGAUCUUAGUUUACGUGGGGGAAUCAACCUCGAGUCAUACGUGCAAACAAUAUUCGGGCAACGGUGCGGGACUUUAGAGAGUAGACGCCGCCAAAUGAGAGGAAAUAGCUUUGUCACAAGACAAUAAUUGCAUCAUGGCCGACAGCUUGAAAUACACCGAGUACAAAUAUGGCACAGAAAACGAGCUACAGAGACUAGGCGUCUGGCAGUUCCCUACGGACGAACCCAGCACCGAAGAGACAAAAUACUGGCUCGUCUACAUCCACGGCGGCGCCUGGCGCGACCCCCGCAUAGACCACACCACCGCCCGUCCCACGAUCGGCUCCCUCCUCCUCGGCGGCGGCACCACCGCCCGGCCGUCCCGCAUCGCCGGCAUCGCCUCCCUCGACUACCGCCUAUCCGCGCACCCGUCCUUCCCGCAGGAUCCCUCGCGCGAGCCGCCCUCGCGCCUCCGCUCCGCCCGCCACCCGGACCACGUGCGCGACGUGCACGCCGCGUUGGCCCUGCUGGGGCGAGAGUUCGGCCUCGGCGCCGGCGCCGAGGGGACGCCGUACGUGCUCUUCGGGCACAGCUGCGGGGCGACGCUGGCGCUGCAGGUGCUGAUGGGGGAGUGGGUCCAAGACCGGGAACCGGAACGGGUCCCUCUCCCGGCGGCGGUGGUUGGUUUCCAGGGGAUGUACGACCUCGCGGGUCUGAACGCGCGGUUCGGCGGCGCGUAUGGGGAGCUGCUCUCCGGCGCGUUCGGGCCGGACGAGGCGGUGUGGGAGGCCGUCAGCCCGGCGCGGUUCCGGGGCAGCUUCCGGGGGAACUGGGGGGCUGACCCGGGGCUGGCGGUGCUGGCGUACUCGCCGCAGGACGAGCUGAUCGACAUGGCGGAGAUCGACGUGAUGGAGAUGGUGCUCCGGGACGAUGGGCUCGACGUCUUGGCGUUUCGGGACCUGGAGGGUGGGCAUGAUGAGGUCUGGGAGGAUGGGAGGCAUUUGGGCCGAGUUCUGCUUCGGACGAUUGAGGAGUUGGACCGGUUGGGGAAGAAGUGAGGUGCUGCUUUCCGAGGCGGGUAAGGUCUGGACACAUGUGGGGGAAGGAAGUUUGAUCCCAGCUCUACGGUUCUAGAAACCAGAAAAUGCCAUGUCUCUCUAUCUAUACAUUUAUUACCAUUAAUCUACGAGUGCUAUUUUUUAUGUGCCUUCAGAUACAAAAAGGGUCUCCCGAAACCCAACAUCCCACAGAACUCAGCAC